UGACACUUGAGUCGCCACAUCUUGAACAUUAACGAAAUUUAUACGCAGGUGGGACUGCGAGUUGCAAAGUGCGAGAAUUUGAAAACAUUUUCACGUUUGUAAUUCUCUGAUUUUUGCUUUUCAAUUCAAGUUACAAUCAUGAAAAUCGCAGUGUUUGUGCUACUUUCUUGUCUGGUGGCGGUAAUAUCGGCUAGACCCGAUAAGUAUACCACGAAAUGGGAUAAUAUUGACGUGGAUCAAAUUCUAAACAAUGACCGAAUCCUGAAUAAUUACGUCAACUGCUUAUUGGAGGAGGGAAAUUGUACUGCUGAGGGAAGAGAACUUAAAAGUGUUCUCCCUGACGCUUUGGAAACCGAAUGCGAAAAAUGCAGUCGAAAACAAAGGGAUGGUUCCAAAAAAAUAAUCAAAUUUUUAGUACAAAACAAGCAGGAUCUGUGGGAGAAACUGAUGGACAAAUACGAUGAAGAGAAGAAGUACCGUGGAAAGUACGAGGAUCAGGCGAGAGCCGAGGGGAUAGAGAUCCAGAGCUAAAACUAACCAAUCUCAAUGAUUACUCUCUAAUACCUUUUACUUAUCAUAAAACUGCUGUCCAGAAUUAAAUAAUUAAGUAGAUGAAGAAAUAAAUUUACAUCUCAGGCA
Molecule: messenger RNA, 639 nt
Organism: Diachasma alloeum
Lineage: Eukaryota; Metazoa; Arthropoda; Insecta; Hymenoptera; Braconidae
Gene: Csp4
Product: ejaculatory bulb-specific protein 3
Exons: 2
Coding region: 139-531 (130 amino acids)
Source: RefSeq, a predicted model, not a curated record